AUGAACAUAAAGGAUCUUAAUAAUCAUACCAAGGAUUUCCUCAGUUACUUGGAGUGUGGUAGCCUGUAUAUUUAUCUUGAAUUUAGCUCCCUACUUGAGUACAAGCUCUUCAUUAAGGUGGUUAUAGAGGAAAUUGGAUGGCUUGAUUUUUAUUCACCACUUAGAUUAAAAUUCCAUCAUGAUGGAAGAAGAUCAAAACAACAACGAAUUAAUGAACUUUUCGGAGAGAGUUCGUCUGAGUCAACACCAUCUAUUCCAAGUAAUAAAGGGACAAUAAAGUCGUCUGCCUUAUUGGAAGCUCAACAAAAUCCGGUUGACAUGAUUGAUGAAAAGGAGAAAUAG
This is a messenger RNA of Lactuca virosa, 342 nucleotides long. The record is from the annotation of a GenBank genome assembly. NCBI's taxonomy places the organism in Eukaryota, Viridiplantae, Streptophyta, Magnoliopsida, Asterales, Asteraceae.